CUCCAGCCUGUCUCGUCCUCAAAUUCAAUCCAAUCCCCUGUAAUAGUCGCGUUACAUUAUAUAUACAAUAUUAUAAUCUCUCUAUAUAUAUUCACUUUCACUUCAUCAUAUAUGUUAUUCAUACUUGUUCUCCCAAAACCAAACUCAAAUCCACUACUACUAAAUUUCAACCAACACUUCUACUACUGCUUUCUAAUGGAAAUCUUUUCUAAUUAUUCAGACCCAUUUCCAUGUGGGUCAUAUUUCUGGUCACCGGAAUCAUCGUCUGUGGUGUCUGAUGGCUGCUACACCGUCCUUGCCAAUUGCUCCGACGAGGAGGUUAUGUUGGCUAACUUGGCUUCCAGUCAUCCCAAGAAGAGAGCCGGGCGGAAGAAGUUCCGGGAGACUCGGCACCCGGUGUACCGGGGAGUGAGGCGAAGAAACGGCGGGAAAUGGGUGUGUGAGGUCCGGGAGCCCAACAAGAAGUCGAGGAUAUGGCUGGGGACGUUCCCCACGGCGGAGAUGGCAGCACGGGCCCAUGAUGUGGCUGCGCUAGCGUUGAGGGGCCGCCGGUUGGCUUGCCUCAAUUUUGCUGACUCGGCAUGGCGGCUGCCGGUUCCGGCGACGGCUAAUGCCAAGGACAUCCAGAAGGCUGCAACCGAGGCGGCUGAAGCUUUCCGGGUGUCGGAAGAUCAAUCCAACGAGGUUUCCGGUGACGACAUGAUGCCGGAAAGAACGACGACGUUACCGGAAAAAGUGUUCUUCGUGGAUGAGGAGGCGGUUUUCGGCAUGCCGAGAUUGCUUGCAAAUUUGGCUGAGGGGUUGAUGCUACCUCCACCUCACUCGGGAGGAUAUGGGCAAAAUGAGAAUGACAUGGAAGCUGAUCCUGAAGUGUUCUUAUGGAGCUAUUCACUUUAAUUUGAUUUUAUUGAUUCUUAGAAUUUUUAAUCCGUACUUAAUUUUUACCAAGUACCGGAUUUGUAAUUGGAAUAGGUAAGAAUACAGUAAAUAUUUUUUUUUCAAAAAUACAGUAAUCUGUAGAUAGUGAGAAACGAUGAAAAUUAACAUUUUGAGUGAA
Molecule: messenger RNA, 1057 nt
Organism: Cornus florida
Lineage: Eukaryota; Viridiplantae; Streptophyta; Magnoliopsida; Cornales; Cornaceae
Product: dehydration-responsive element-binding protein 1A-like
Exons: 1
Coding region: 112-897 (261 amino acids)
Biological process (GO): regulation of DNA-templated transcription
Molecular function (GO): DNA binding; DNA-binding transcription factor activity
Source: RefSeq, a predicted model, not a curated record